Dicentrarchus labrax (European seabass) is the source of this 5012-nucleotide messenger RNA. RefSeq lists its product as uncharacterized. Gene Ontology annotation, molecular function: GTP binding; protein binding. Bases 151 to 3507 code for a protein of 1118 amino acids. NCBI's taxonomy places the organism in Eukaryota, Metazoa, Chordata, Actinopteri, Moronidae. The transcript has 3 exons. The record is from RefSeq and is a predicted model, not a curated record.
CAUAAAAGCAGAGUUUGUUUGAGUCGUAGCAGCAGGUAGUUGAAGCAGUGUGUUGUAGCAGCCACUAGAGAGGAGCAUUGUACAGGUUUUAAUCCUGACAGCAGCAGCACAGAGCAAACUGAAGGAGUCUUACUGAGUUCAGACUGAGUGAUGGACUCUGAAUCCAGCAGACCGAUGGAGGUGGCGGCACUCGGUCGACCUUUCAGCCUUGGGAUGUUGUACGACUGCCGCAGUGAUUCACUCAUCACUGGAAUGACAUUGUGGGAUCGCAGUGAUCUGAAAAAAGAUAUUGGAGAAAGACCACAGAACUAUAAUGACUUUGAGAUAGUUGCAUCUGAAUCAAUUGAGGACAAAUCUUCAGCAUUAAAUGUUGAAGCAUCACUGAAAGCAAGUUUCUGUAGUGGACUCAUAGAGGUUGGUGGAUCUGCCAAAUACCUGAAAGAUAGUAAGACUUCAAAAAAUCAGGCCAGAGUAACACUGACGUACAAAGCUACCACAAAGUUUCAGGAACUGUCAAUGGAUCAUCUUGGAAGAGACAAUGUGAAGCAUCCGUAUGUCUUUGAUAAAGGAUUAGCAACACAUGUAGUCACAGCUGUUCUUUAUGGGGCACAAGCCUUCUUUGUCUUUGACCGUGAGGUGUCUGAACAGGAAGAUCAUCAAGACAUUGAGGGUAACUUGAAGGUGAUGAUCAAAAAGAUUCCCACCAUUGCUAUAAAGGGUGAAGGUUCACUGAAAAUGGAAGACAAGGACAAAGCAAAUGUUCAGAAAUUCUCCUGCAGGUUCUAUGGAGACUUUUCCAUUCAGAAACCUCCUACAACUUUUCAGGAUGCAGUACAAAUCUACCAAAGUCUGCCACAGUUGCUGGGAACUAGCGGAGAGAACGCUGUACCAAUGAAGGUCUGGCUGUUGCCACUCGCUAGUUUAGAUUCUUCUGCUGCGAAACUCGUCCGUCAGAUAAGUAUAGGACUAGUUCAGCAAUCACAGAGUGUCCUGGAGGACUUCAGUGAGCUGGAAAUGAGGUGUAAUGAUGCACUGAAAACCACCACUGCACAGCAGUUCCCACAGAUUGGCAAAAAACUUAAAACCUUUAAAGAGAUGUGCUCUGAGUUCAAGCUGGAAUUCCAACAAACCUUGGCAAAGAAACUUCCAUCAAUCCGAGGAGGAGGAGAAGAGGAGGCUGUGCUCGCAGAGAUCCUGAAGAAGAGACAUUCUUCUCCUUUCAACAGCAAAGACCUGAACGAGUGGAUGGACUGUAAAGAGAGAGAAAUGUACACUUUAAAGUCUUUCACCAACAUAAUGAAAAACACCAAGAUUGUCCCGUCUCAAACAGACCUGUACAAGGAAAGUCUCAGUGUAGAUUAUUCAGUGUGUUUUGUUUUCACCUCACUGGGAAGUGAUGAACCGUUCCUCUCAGCUUUAUCAGACUACUUAAAAGGACAAACCAAACCAGACGACCCUCAACAUUCACAUACUCAUGAUGUAGAGAAGGAACAAUGGUAUUCCUCAAAAGAAGUAGCAGAUGCAAUGAGAAACAAAGCAAAGCUCUUCAGUGACUUUGCAGAGGCCAACAAGGAGAACAAGAACAUUAAGUUCUUGAUAGUUGGUUCAACAAAUGAGGCAGAGAAAGGUUCAAGCAUCUACCUUUAUAAAGAUGGCUUUUCUGUAAGUGAGAACUUUGAGCCGCCUUCAAAGCCUGAAACAGUGACAGUCAGCGACAUAAACCACAACAGUGUGACACUGAAGAUUUCUCCACCCAGAUUUGGAGCAGAGAACAUCACCUCCUACUCUGUUGAGUACUGUGUCAGUGGAGAGGAUGGAUGGCAACAACAGACAGCAUCAAAAGCUGAAGAAGUCACAGUGAGCGAUCUGAGUCCUAACACAGAGUAUAUGUUCAGAUGCAGAGCAGUGACCUCAGUAGGUGUUGGACCAGCCAGUGUAGUCAGUGGUUCCAUUAAAACCUUACCUUGCAGCCCUCCUGGAAAACCUCAAGUUGAACCAAACUCAAUUGAGAUAUCAGUGAGCUGGGAGAAACCUGCUGAGUGUGGACAAGAUGUCCAGAUACAGAGCUAUAUCGUGGAGUACGCCAAAACAGACAACGGGAUGAAAGAGGAAGAUCUCCAAUGGAACCAAAUGAUGUCGAAGGCUGAAAACAGGAUCAUUUCAGAGCUUCAGUCAGAGACAGAAUAUGUUGUCAGGGUCAGAUGUGAUUGUGGUGCAGCUGGAAGAAGCAAAGAAAGCAUCUCUGUUAAUGUCUGCACAACAACAAUUACACAUCUUGCAGAAUUCCUCAGAAGUACAAGUGAAAGGUUAAAUUCUGAAUCACCUUCAGUUUACAAACUAUUGCUAAAAGAAGAAGAUAUGGACAUCGAUGGAUGCAGAAGAUACAGUUUUGGCAAAGAAAGCACGAGGCAAACCCGAACAAUAAUGCUUUUUGGAGAGAGCGGAUCAGGAAAGUCCACUCUGAUCAAUGGAAUGAUCAACUACAUUGUUGGUGUAGAAUGGAAUGACAAUUUCAGAUUCAGAUUAGUUGAUGAGGAUCAGUGGAGAUCACAAGCUGAAAGCCAGACCUCUGAAGUCACAGUGUACAAAAUCAACCACCAGGAGGGGUUUAAAAUCCCCUUCUCUCUGACCAUCGUGGACACACCAGGGUUUGGAGAUACAAGAGACAUAAAAAGACACGAGGAGAUCAUUGAACAUCUAUGUAAUCUCUUCUCUGCUGAGCUUGGUGUCAGUGAAAUUGAUGCUGUGUGUUUUGUAGCUCAGGCUGCUUCAGCACAACUCACACUAUCACAGAAAUAUAUGAUUGAUUCAGUUCUCUCAAUCUUUGGUAAAGAUGUGGCAGAAAACAUCAGGGUUCUGGUGACAUUCGCAGACAGCCAGCGUCCACCAGUUCUAGAGGCAAUCAUUGCUUCAGGUGUCCCAUGUCCAAAAACAGAAGACGGGCUGCCAGUUCACUUCAAAUUAAAUAAUUCAGCUUUGUUUGCAGACAAUAAAUCAGCAGCAGCAGACAGCAUGAGUGAGGAUGAGGAAGAUGAAGGCUUUGAUCAGACGUGUUGGAACAUGGGAACAAAUAGCCUGAAGAGGUUCUUUGUUGCUUUGAAUGUCACUGAGACCAAAGGUUUGACGAUGACGAAGAACGUCCUCAGAGAAAGAGAGCAGCUUGAGAGCUUAGCUGAAAAAUAUGUGAAUCAGGACAUAAUAGAUAAUCUUUCAUCAUUGUCAGAGGAUGCAGACCAAAUUGAGAUGGUGAUCGAGUGUUUGAAAAGACUUAAAGAGAAAUCACUGGAGCCAAAUCUUCUCUCAGUUCCAGAGUGCAUUGACAUUCUUAUUGUGGGACUGAAAUCUGAGGCCAGACCAGACUGGGAGAAACAAGUUCGAGACCUUAAAGAGGUAAGAGAAGAGUGGGAAGAUGAAGAUGAAGAUGAAGUUGAUGAUGAUGAUGAUGAUGAUGAUGAUGAUGAAAAGAUGAAGAUGAUGAUGAAGAUGAUGAUGAUUUCAUCUACUUGAGGAAUCAGAUGGUGAUGGUGAUAUUAAGGAUUUCAUAUUCACGAUAUAUUAAAGAUAGUGAUGUCUGCUUGAUUGAGAGGAAGUUGUAGAUGAAGAUGAUGAUAACUGUGAAGAUGAUGAUGAUGAUGAUGAAGAUUAUGAUGAUGAUGAUGAUGAUGAUGUCAUCUUCUUGAUGAGGAAGAUCAGAAGGGUGAUGUCAAUGAUUACAUAUUCAUCAUAUAUUGAAGAUAGUGAUGUCUGCUUGAUUGAGAAGAAGAAGAUGAUGAUGAAGAUGAUGUCAUCUUCAUCAUCAUCAUGAAGAAGAUGUCGGUAUGAUUAACUCUUCUUCAGGGAUUGUUUCACUCUGUUGCUAUUUAUCUUUCACUCAUGCUCAACCUAUCAGGACCUAUAGACCAAUGAAGGGCUAGGGAUUUGGUGCCUUGCUCAAAGGCACAUUGUCAGUGCCCAGGAGGUGAACAGGAACCUCUCCAGCUACCAGUCCAAACUCUGUACCGACUGGUCCGUGCUGAUAUUGAACAAAAACCCUCUGGUUCCCAAGUAAAGUCCCCACGGACCAGUUCACAGUGAUCACAGAGGGUUUGGGCUUUUUAUGAAUUUAUUUGAUCGGACAGUUGAAGAUAAACAGUGAUUACAAAAUCAACUAAUCCAAGACUAACAAGAAAUUCUCAAAUAUAAAUGUGUCUGAGAGAAAGAAAAAGUGCUCAGUUUUCUGUUGUACAAACAUAUUCCAGCAGGAAUUAUCUGCAUGUGCUGUUUAAAGGAAAACACAGAUUUACUGUGAGUUCUGAUAAAUGUUUAAAUGUGACCACAGUUUGUGAACCAUUAACUUCCUGACACCAUUAACACCAAUGUAAAGCUUUAAGUCUGCAGCUCUGUUAACUCAACAAACCUCAACACUGAAAAUGUGAUUUUAUUUCCUAUUAUGAUCAUUUAAAUUAUCUUUGCAUUAAAGUUUUGGUUUUAUUUUCUUUGAGGUUUAAACACAUAGUUAAUGUGAAUGUUAAUGACUUAUUAUACUGAUGUGUUGAAUUACAUUUUAUUGUCCUGUAGUAAUAAGGUGGCUUCUACUGAAUGAUGGAGAGAUGAUGAACUGAUAAACAAUCAAUCUAAUCAGAUAUGUAUAUUAAUAAUGUUUCUGUCAGCAGUGUCACUAUAACCUGUCCAACAUCCAGUGAUGAAGAUAAUAGACUCUGUUCAAAUGGACGCUGGACUGUCUGGAACUUAUUUUGUUUUUAUCUUUAAUCUUUGAAUCUGUUUCCAUUGCACCCAGUUUACAUUGUUCAUAUAUUUUACACUGGGUUAUCAGCUUCCUGCUUAUUUUAACAUGUUUUAUCUACUAGUAACUUUAUUUUGUUGAAGGUUUGAAAACAUGAAGACAAUCUGAAUCAUUUGAAUUACUCCUGAUGUGUAUUGACUUACAUUAUAUUGUCCUGUUGGGUAAUACGAUGGCCCCCACUGAAAGAAAUCAUUCAAUAAUAAUCAAUAAAUAAAUGUUAUAAUUACAA